AUGCCGGACUCUAAAGCCUGUCACCCCCUUCACCACCCCCCUUCAUCUCUCCUCAAGGACACAGAUUUCAUCUCUUACAUCCUUCCCUCAUACUCAGACACUCUCUUCGCUUGCCUACGUAACCUUCAGGAGGAAGAGCUACUCCUUGACUGCGCAUUUCUCCUUCAAGACAACUCCGUCCAAGCUCAUAGACUUGUGUUGGCAGCUGCCAGUCAAGCCCCAGAUGUAUUUUUUGGCUCAAAACAAAAAUUUAGGCUUGGAGUGGAGACAAUAAGAGAAUGUCGAUUGACCCCAGUUGGGUUGAGGGCUGUUCUGGACUUUGCAUACGGUGGAGAUGUCACCAUGGACUUGAGUAAAGAAGGGGUAAUGGAUGAGGUGCUGGAUGCUUGCAGGUGUCUAGAGAUGGAGAGGCUGAGGCAAAGGAGCCUGUCAAAGGUCGCGGCCUCUGCAGCCACAGAGAGAGAGAAGAGCUUGGCGAUCAUCAGGGACAUGUGGGAGAGAGGAGUAGGGUGUGACGUCACAAUACAAGCAGAGAGUGGAGAGAGAUAUUCAGCACACCGUGUGGUGUUAGCAGCAGGUGGGGACUAUUUCCGGGCGCUGUUCUGCGGAGGGUUACGUGAGUCCAGUGAGGACGUUGUGUGCCUGCGAGGCGUAGCACCCCAGGUCAUCGAAUCCAUACUUGGCUUCAUCUACUCAGGUCAGCUCAGACUGGGCUGGAGCCAGAUUUGGGAGCUCACAGAUGCACUGCUUCAGUUCCAGCUGCAGGGGGCGCUCUCGCUGUGCAUUGACUUCCUGCGGGACAGAAUGGAUGAAAGCACCUGUCUGGAUGUGCUGGUCCUGGCUGAGACCUAUGGACUGGUCCAGCUGGGGCAGGCUGCAGGGGAGUACAUCUUAGCCCACUUCCAGUGCAUCUCUGCUGAGGAGAAGUUCAAGGAUGUCCCCUAUUCCUUCCUGGACAGGUUGCUUGAGAAGGACUCAUUGUGUGUAGAGAGUGAGAUGGUGGUGUUCAGGGCAGUAGUGAGCUGGGUGGAGGACAACCUUAAAGAGAGACUAGCAGUAUUGCCAGGCCUGCUCCACCAUGUUCGCCUCCCCCUCCUCAGCUACUCUGAGCUCCAGGAGGCCCUGAGCUGCAGCCUCCUCUGCAGGAGCCCUGGGGCCAGAGGAACGCUGCAGGCCCUCCGAAGCCUCCUGGAGGGGGAUUACAGAGGACCUGAGUGCCGACCUCGCACCCCAAACCAAGUCCUGGUCCUGGUUGGUGGGGACACUGUCGAUGAUGAAUUCAUGAAGAGGGUUCCAAGCCAGACCUUGUGGUUCGCCGAGCGGUUCCAUCGUGGACACGGUCUGAUCAGAAGCAUAGAGUGGAGGCCAUUCGCCAAGCUCCCUGAACCGCCCCGGUUCAGGCACUGCGUCUGUCUCCUCAACAACAAACUGUACAUCUUGGGAGGACGCAAGUACUACGGAGCGCUGGAUAUCCUCAAGUCUGCCUUGAGGUUUGACCUGUCUCAGUGUAAAUGGGAACGACUACCUGACAUGCUGUGUCAAAGGGACUACUUUUCUGCUGUGUGUCUGGACGGUAAGGUCUUCGCUCUGGGGGGUAACCGUGACGACAGCCAAUACCUGGACUCUGUGGAGUACUACACGCCUGAGGAGAACACCUGGAGGCCGGCUCACCCUCUGGACACAGCUGUGUGCGGCCACGCUGCAGCUGUGCUGGACGGCCAGAUCUACGUCUCUGGAGGCUGCGACCCCUAUCAGCGCUGCCUUCCCUCCAUGUGGCACUACCAUCCUUCCCGUGGCUGUUGCCCAAGAGCGCCCAUGACUGUCGGAGCGGGACGUGCAGGUCAUAUCAUGUUAGCCUUGGGGAGGGGGUUGGUGGUAGCUGGCGGGCUGCAGCCACUCUGGAUGGGCUUUGGAGACCAACUCCUCUGUGAGCUCUACAACCCCAUGUAUGACUCCUGGUCCUCCAUCCCUGCCCUGCCUCGACCUCAUCUGUCACCAGGGGCAACUGUACUUGAUGGACGGUUAUACAUGGUGGGGGGAUCCUCAGCAAACACAGCAAGAGAUACCAAGUGGGUGCAUCGCUAUGACCCCAUGGAGAGGUGCUGGGAAAACCUGGGGGCCAUGCCACACCCGUACACCGAUCUGGCAGCUUGCUCCCUGCCACUUCCUCAAGUCUUUUGA
Messenger RNA from Epinephelus lanceolatus (giant grouper), 2181 nucleotides. Its product is annotated as kelch-like protein 33. Gene Ontology annotation, molecular function: protein binding. Lineage: Eukaryota; Metazoa; Chordata; Actinopteri; Perciformes; Serranidae. The record is from RefSeq and is a predicted model, not a curated record.